AUGGCUGGCCUACCAGAGAAGAUGCGUGCCCUCGUUGCGACAGCGCCCGGCACCGGCUCCGUGGAGGAGAUCCCCAUGCCCGCCGUGCAGUACGGCUCCGCCCUCGUCAAGCUCGACGCAUCGCUCAUCCACAACGCCGCCAAGCAGGCCUUUGACGCCGCAAAUCCCUUCUUCAAGAUGCCGUACCCCGUCGUCCCCGGUGCCCACGGCAUAGGCCGCGUCGUCGCCGCCGGCCCCGACGCCGUCCUCAUCAAGGAGGGCCAGCUCGUCCUGGUGGCCUCCUUCACGCGGGCCCGCGACGACCCCAACGUCCAGAACCUCUGGGGCGUCUCGCCCUUGUUCACGCCCCAGACCAUCAAGCUCUACACCUCGCUCAUUCGCAACGGAGUUUACGCCGAGUACGUGCUGUCGCCGCUCGAGAACCUCUACGUCGUGGACGAGGCUCGGUUCCUGGGCGACCCUGCUCAGGGCGGGCUGGGCCUGAGCAUUCCCGACCUCCUCCACCUGCACAUCGACGCGGUCGUCUACGGAGGCCUCAGGAGCAUCGACCUGAAGGCCGGAGAGCGCAUCAUCAUCACGCCGGGUUCCGGGUUCUUCAGCAUGGCUGCCGUCACCGUGGCCCUCGCCAUGGGCGCCGACGUCGUCGCCACCAGCCGCAACGCCGACUUCCUGGCCGCCCUCAAGAAGCUUCACCCGCGGGUGGACACCGUGCAGACGACGGGCGAUGUAGCCGCCGACAGCAAGGCUCUGGCGGCCUUUGGCCCUGUCGAGGCCGUCCUGGACAUGUCUCCGCCCUGGGCAACGGGGUCGAAAGUCCUCACGUCAGCCGCAUCGACGCUUCGGCAGUAUGGACGGGUUUGCCUGCUCGGCGGCCGCAUGGAUGAGUCUAUCCCUAUUCCCCACGGCGAGAUUCUUCUGAAGAGUCUCCGUAUUCAGGGGCAGUUCAUGUAUCAGCGGGACGAUCAUUUCCGCAUUAUCAGGCUUGCAGAGUCGGGGCUUUUGAAAUUGGGCAGGGCAGGCGGUUACCAACUCGCUGGCAGCUUUGGACUAGAUCAGUUCCAGGAAGCUUACGAGAAGUCGACGAAAGGGUCCAGCUGGGAUAUAUUCUAUUUCAAAUUCUAG
Messenger RNA from Thyridium curvatum, 1122 nucleotides. RefSeq lists its product as uncharacterized. NCBI's taxonomy places the organism in Eukaryota, Fungi, Ascomycota, Sordariomycetes, Thyridiales, Thyridiaceae. The transcript has a single exon. Gene Ontology annotation, molecular function: oxidoreductase activity. Gene Ontology annotation, cellular component: mitochondrion. Bases 1 to 1122 code for a protein of 373 amino acids. The record is from RefSeq and is a predicted model, not a curated record.